UGAGAGGCCAGCUGCCUAUCAGGAGCUCUUUGGAGAAAGGACUGGAGGAAGUGGUGAGAAAAGACUAAAACAUGAAUAAUCUUGUGAGUGAACAGGAGGUAACUGAGAGAGGUGUUUAUAAUGAGGUUGUUUCCCUCCUGGCACACAUGGAUGACCAAGAUAAGGACAGAAUUGCCCUCAGGAUUGCCUCUAUAGCUAAGACCAACCUGGCUAGUGUUGUGAGAGUUCUGCUGGAGAAAUUGCAACAGGAUAAGCAAAACAGAGUAGCCAUUUACUAUAUCCUGGAGGAGGUAUUACAGCAGGACACCGGGGGCCUAGAGAUAAGGCUAGUGAAAAACAUUGUAAGCCUAGCCUCAGACCAGAUGAGAGAGACUCAGGAAGCAACAAAUGAAGUAAAAGUGGCAGCUAGCAACACGUUAGUGACUCUGGCAAGCUGCUAUUUUGAUCAUGUCAUGUAUGAGCUGCACUGGCAUCUGAAACCACCGAAGCUGCCUGAAGAAUUUAUUUUAGUUACGCUGGGCAACCUGUCAUCAGCCUAUGCACGUAAGUGUAUCCCUUUUGUGAGAGUGACCCUGAACACCAUGUUCUCCAUGCUGGAGUUCGUCAAGGACGGCAGGCUGAGACAAGCAUUUUGCGGUGGUGAUGCUCAGUAA
Messenger RNA from Mauremys mutica (yellowpond turtle), 653 nucleotides. RefSeq names its product maestro heat-like repeat-containing protein family member 2A. The record is from RefSeq and is a predicted model, not a curated record. The transcript is spliced from 6 exons. The coding region runs from base 72 to 653 and encodes 193 amino acids. Lineage: Eukaryota; Metazoa; Chordata; Testudines; Geoemydidae. Gene Ontology annotation, cellular component: cytoplasm.